CAAUGACAAUGUCGAAUUUGGUCAACUAAAAUAUGAAUGCUUUAUAUGCUACGUGAGAUUAAUUUGAUCGAAUAGAAGUUUCGUAAUGCUUUAAUUGUUAUGAGUGUACAGAUAUAAGUAGGACACGUGACAUCCCGGCAACUUUGAGAAACAACACUUUUUUAUUGGAGUUGCCUCGAGAUGACAUGCAUAUUCAUGUGAUGAGGCAGUAGCAUAGCAUAGAAAGGAUAGGCGGGAACUAGACAGCCCCUUUGUGGACAACAACUUCCAUUUUUAGGGCAGAGAGACAUGUAGUAUCUUGUCAGUAUAUCCAUUAUCUUUGGCUAAAUACAAACGACAUAAUCCCGUGUUGAAAUGGGUUGAGAUUACGUCAACUAAGAAACAAUAUAUUUUUUUAGCCACACCUAUCAGUCAUUGAGAUAUAUAUGAAUAAUUAUAUGUUCGUGGAUUUCAUUGUUUUUUUUUAGCUCGCAGCCCUGAUGGCUGGUCUCAGACAGUCCCGCAGUUGUAGAAGCUGGAGGUGGAGAUCCUGGGCUGGCAUGGUUACACGUGGUCUGCGGUUGUGAGGCCGGUUGGACGUACUGCCAAACUCUCUAAAACGACGAUGGAGGUGGCUUAUGCCAUGACUCUGAGCAUGUCUCCGGCUGCGGUGUGCCAGUGCUUUACGCUGGUGUCACUGUGCACAUCCAUCGCCGACCCAAACUGGAUCCAAGUCAUCAACAACACUGACCCCGGAGGCAAACAGCUCAUCUAUGGUGUGGCUUUCAUACUGCAUGCGCCCCAGAACCUCACUGACACAGGUCCCCUGGGUGGCAUAAAUGGCUGGGGGGUGUGGCUGCUCUAUGCCCUGGCGGCUCUGUGCUACAGUGCUGUCCUGCUCUCCAGCUCCUCCUUCCUAUUGGACUUCCUGGGGACUGGGAUGUCCCACCCUCGACUGGUGGUGUUACUCCACAUCUCCACAGUGGUUCUCCUCCUGUCUGUUCUGGGAGUUUGUGGGGCCUGCCUGUACAUCAUCCACUGCAACCUUCAGGAGGGCAAGUUUGGGCCACUGUGGGAAUGGGUAGGGGGCUGGACCUGGCCUGGGUCUGGCUCCAGGAGCCAGGGAGGGGCGGCGGGGAUGAAGCCUUACCCAGGGGAGAGCUUCUACAUCACCAUGCUGGGCCUGCUCUUCUCCUGCCUGGCCGGUGUGAGCAGCCUGGGGGACCCCACCUCCACCCAGAGGGACUACACAGCUGUGGUGGAGUGGGACGACAGUGACACAGAGCCCCUUACCCCCAGGGAGCAGGGAGUGGGACAGUCUGAUGAAGAGGAGGGGGUAGGAGACGUGUUGCCUGAACUGACUCAGGGGGAGGUGGGUGGAAGUGGAGACUGCUAAAGGGGUUUGAAUGUGUGGCCCAAAAGGCUUAGUUUCGGACUAGAAUGCAAACCACACCACACAUGGCCUGUAACAGACUUAAUUAGACAGCAGUGCUGGCGCCUUCCCUGGUCAUGUUUUGAAUUCCUAAAGCUUCACUGGACCAAGCUGGUGGAAUCCAGUCAGGAGCCAAAAAAGAGACCAGAUACGUUUCCUAAUGUUGUUUUAAUGUUUGUCUGCCUAAAACAUGCCUUCUCGGGGUAUGUACAGUUGCACAACAUCAAGUCAAUAACCCAUUUAUGGGUUUAAAAAAAAAAAUCCCUUGUGGGAGUUUAUGCCCAGCGUCUCACACUUGACUCCACCAAUAUAAAUCGUUCUUUGGCUAGCUGUGAUAUUUGGAAAAGUGUGACAAGAAUGUAACGCGGUUAAGCUAUUUCUGUCUGUGUGUGACCAGGGAAAGUGAGAGUCUGUAUGUUAUAAUCGAUGUGUGACACAAAUUAUAUGCCCUUCCUGCUCAUCAAUGGGAACAAGCUUUGACCCUGUUCACAUUACUGCAAAAUAACCACUGGGGAAUGUUCCGGAUCAGCGAAUGGUUUGUUACCAUCAGAACCAGAAAAUAUGUUCAAUGAACAGAAGUUCAGACUGCUCAACAUUGCGAUCCUAACAUAGCUCAUGUUUGUACAAUCACCUAGUCUCCUCUUCUAGUUAACAUAAAAAUCCCUAGAUUAAGGUUUUUCUGAUUCUUUUAACAGGUUGUUUUUUAACCUAUGCAUUAUUUUAACUUCUUAAACCCUUUGCACAGUCUUCCAUAGUGACACUUUAAGUUUCCCAAAUGGUGGAAACAAAUCACAGAUUUCUAUGGAAGAUUUACCUGAAGUGUACUGAAACUGGAGUUUCCUUUGAGAAAUUCAAUUUAAAAAGCCCAUUUUGGCUUCUAUUAUGGCCGCUAUAGCUUUAAUCACAAAUUGAGGAACUAUAUAUUAGCAUGGUUGUUUACUACAAUAGGAAAGAUUGAGUGGGGAUAGGAAGUCUUUCCUUUCCACAGUAGGUAGUGUAAAUACAUGGUUCUUGCUUUAAAUGACUUGCUAUCUAAUCAUAUUUGAAUAUGACGUAUUAAAUAUUUGAUGUACUUAAAUAUUUGUUUCAUAAAAUGACACUGCUAUUGGUCACUAGAUACUUCAGAUCACUGUGAAAAUAUAUCCCGGUUUGGCAUCUUUAGACGUCUACAUUACAGCACAAACCACUGUAUGUAUGCUUAUCCUACUUGAAGGUAACCAAUAAGACAAGCUACUUGAUGGUGCUUGGUUGCAUGUGAUGGUAGGACCAUGGAUAUUGACUUGAUAAAUUAAGAUGGCUGCCUAGAAUCAGGUUUUCCUUACCCGCUUAUACCCUCAAGGCCUGUUUCCUGGACAUAGAUUAAUCUUUGUCCUGGACUAGGAAACAUUUUCAAUGGAGAUUAUGUUUUUAGUUCAAGACUAGGCUUAAUAUGUGUCCGGGAAACCGUCAAUCUUUUCCUCAGGUACAUAGGAAGACAUUCCUUCUCUUAUUCCAGGGUCACAGUCCCAUCUCUAUGAAUCAGACUUCUCAUUGUUGUUGUUUAUGAUGCUAUUUAUUCAUUAAACUAUUUUUGCGUAUUUGUAAAA
Messenger RNA from Salmo salar (Atlantic salmon), 2997 nucleotides. Lineage: Eukaryota; Metazoa; Chordata; Actinopteri; Salmoniformes; Salmonidae. The record is from RefSeq and is a predicted model, not a curated record.